Molecule: messenger RNA, 3478 nt
Organism: Osmerus eperlanus (European smelt)
Lineage: Eukaryota; Metazoa; Chordata; Actinopteri; Osmeriformes; Osmeridae
Product: BUB3-interacting and GLEBS motif-containing protein ZNF207-like
Exons: 11
Coding region: 122-1528 (468 amino acids)
Biological process (GO): mitotic spindle assembly checkpoint signaling; mitotic spindle assembly; attachment of spindle microtubules to kinetochore
Cellular component (GO): spindle matrix; nucleus; kinetochore
Molecular function (GO): microtubule binding
Source: RefSeq, a predicted model, not a curated record
UGGGAUGUUGUAGGACUGGUGUACUGUACUGUACGCCAUCUUCUGUUCUGUAAUCAGCUGUUGUUCUUGUUGUUAGUACAGCAGCUAGCCCCCUGCUUGUCACCUGUAAUAUAGGAUAAACAUGGGACGAAAAAAGAAAAAGCAGAUGAAGCCGUGGUGCUGGUAUUGUAACAGAGAUUUUGAUGAUGAAAAGAUUCUCAUACAACACCAGAAGGCCAAACACUUCAAGUGUCACAUAUGUCACAAGAAACUCUAUACUGGACCAGGGUUAGCCAUUCACUGUAUGCAGGUACACAAAGAAACAAUUGAUGGAGUCCCCAAUGCCAUACCUGGAAGGACAGACAUUGAGCUGGAGAUCUAUGGCAUGGAGGGUAUCCCAGAAAAAGACAUGGAGGAGAGAAGAAGAGUCCUUGAACAGAAAACCCAAGAGAGUCAGAAGAAGAAGCAGAACCAGGAUGACUCUGAUGAGUACGAGGAGGAUGAAGAACCUGGCCCCUCCUUCCAGCAGCCAGCCGCCCAGCCCCAGACAGGAUACAUCCCACCUGUGACCCAGCCUGGCAUGCCCCCGGUCCACACUGCUCCAGGGAUGCCCCCUGGCAGCUACUCAGGAAUGCCCCCAAUGAUGCCAGGUGUGCCACCUAUGAUGCCAGGGAUGCCCCCUGUUAUGCCAGGCAUGCCACCAGGGAUGAUGCCAAUGGGUAGAAUGAUGCCUCCAGGUCCAGGAAUGCCCCCAAUGAUGCCAGGCAUGCCACCAGGCAUGCCACCUCCGGUGGGGCACCGCCCAGGAAUGCCCCACAUGCCCCAGGGCCCCCCCACCACAGGCAUGCUGAACAGACCUGCCAUGCCAGCUGCCUCUGCCCCCCCCGCCCAGCCUGCCGUCACCAAACCCCUGUUCCCCAGCGCAGGACAGAUGGGAACACACGUUCAGAGCACAGCAAGUACAAGCACAGGCCUGUCGAGUGCAGACUCUCAGUCUGCCUCCUCCAAAGCUACAUUCCCUAGCUCUGCGCAAAGUCAGCAGGCCGUUCCAGGGUCUGACUUUAAGCUCCACAGUGGCCCCGCCACCCCCUCUGAGCCCUCCAAGCCCACUUUCCCAGCCUAUACUCAGGCCUCUGCCACGGUGGGCAGCCCCAGCCCUGGAGGCAUCGUCUCCAAACCCCCCUCUACAGUGACCAGUAAGCCUGCCACCCUCACCACCAGCAGUGCCACCAGUAAGUUGAUCCACCCCGAUGAGGAUAUCUCACUGGAAGAGUUGAGAGCCCAGCUGCCACGGUACCAGCGUAACAUCCCCCAGCCAGGCCACGUCUCCCCCCCGGGAGGACCCAUGAUGAUCCCCCAACAGCCGGGCCUGAGACACCACAUGCAUGGCCAGUACGGAGGCCCACCCCGGGGAAUGCCAGGUUACAUGCCAGGAGGCAUGCCCCCGUAUGGGCAGGGCCCCCCCAUGGUGCCCCCUUACCCAGGAGCCCCCCUACGGCCCCCAAUGGGCAUGAGGCCCCCCGUCAUGUCCCCUGGAGGCCGCUUCUGAAGCCCACUCAACACACCGCUCUAGGUUUGGACAUUCAACCCUUUUCUCAUGUCCCGUUCUGCUUCUAGCCAAAACCAGUAAUGGUAAACACACAUUCUACCUGGUCUAUGAAGAAGAGACAUACAUGAAAAAAAGCAAACAGAACAACAACAAAAAACACAUUGCAUGGGACUUAUUAUUUAUACCGUAAGUUAACCUGCCUAGACUAUGAACUGUUGCAAAUCACUCUCUUCUGUGGCUUUUUCUUCUCAUGUUCCAUUUAGGUGUGUAGAAGUAUAGUAGAUAUGGUUCGUAUUAUAUUGAAGGCCCUGGAGUUACAUGAGCAGUACCCAUCUAUAUCAAGGCAAGUUUACGUAAAAUACAUUACACUGUUUGCAUUAGAAUCAGUGAGGCCUUCACAGCACACAUAGGUGCUGUUGGACUUUGCGUCCCCAACAUUGUUUGGUGAGGGCUUCAGAUGGCGUUCUAUUAAUUCACUGUGUUCAUGUAGGCUAUGUUUUCUCUCUGACCUCCAUCUUGAAUGCUACUUUAACCCUACAUAUAAAGUAACCCUAUAGGCUCAUGUGAACGGGUUCAUGUAAUGUUAUGAAAUUGUAUUGGAAUAAAAUGUGCAGAAACCUUAUGACUCUUCAUUUGUGACCGGAGAAAGGUUUGUACCCACAAGGUUUGUACUCUGAUAGUGGAUAUCACUCAACGUUUAAUCAUUUGAUGUAUUAUGAACGGUCUUCAUACCUUCUCAACUAAACUGAAGUCAUGCACCUGUGUAAAACAUUGACCCUGUUUCUGCUGAUGAUCUUUGAAUGAUAAUCUAUUAUAGCAUUUCAGUCGGUGCAACAUCAGUCAUGCACUCCCCUGAACAAUCUCGGCUUUUUCCAACGGACUGUUAAGCACUCAGAGGACAUUCUAGUGUAUUGUAAUGAGUGCUUCCGGGUGGCACUGGCUGUCCUGCUAAACCAAGGAUUUCUCUUCUCCCUGUAGCAAUGCCCUGGGUGGGGGACUGUCUGAGGCCCUGCCUCAGUGUAGCCCUGGUUCAGCCUGAGGCAAGUCUCACUGUUUUCUGUCUUCUCAUGUACACCAGGGGCCCUCACAGCUUACUGGCUGUUGGAUCUUCAUGUCCCCAAACUUGCAGCAAGUUUGGUGAAGGCCCUUGUUCUGUUCAGUGAGGCAACACACACUGCUCAGGCACAGCAGACUGGCAGAAAUUUGAAUAAGAAUUCAUACUUGUAAUUUACUAUUGAACCAGUAGAUUUGGCUCUAAACUAUGAUUUCUGUUAGAUCUUCUAGUAGCUCUUACUUAUGAAGACUACUGACCAAUGGCUGCCAGAACCGUGAAACAACUUGGUUUGCACCAAUUAAUCCUGUUUGUUCCAUCAGCUAUCUUCAGUCCUCAGUUUCUUCAUUUGGUUUUAACUUCUAGUGAAGGAGAAUCCCCUCCAGUUACAGGUUAGUUAAAGCUGUAAGUACCAGACACAGUGUUUCCUUAGAUGUGUGUGUGUGCAUGUGUGCAAGAGAGACAACAUUCAGGUGACAUUCAUCUGAAUGUUGAUCUUUUUCAGCUCACUAUAUGUGUGAUGUGGACUGGUACAGUGCCUUUGGAAACACUUCAGGCCCCUUCACUUUCCAGUUUAUUGUGUUAAAACUUAAAAUUGAUUCUUUUUGGUUUGCCAUUACUCUACACACCAUAAUGACAAAUUGACCAAAUGUUUUAAAUACAUUUUUGCUCAUUUAUUUGAAAAGUUUGUAAUGUUUCAUUCACAGAAGUGUGAAGACCCUUUGCUAUUACUCUAAUUACUUUACCUGUAGAAAAGCAACAGUGUUAUUUGCAAUGUAGUUGUACAGUGUGUCGGAUGACUUUCCUAAAUUCCAUCCUAUAUUAUGUAUUGGAUACAUUUGAUGAAAUGGUGUAUACACAAAAUAUCAUAUAUUGCACUAAAUAAAUACUUUCAACAU